Thunnus maccoyii (southern bluefin tuna) is the source of this 838-nucleotide messenger RNA. It is a transcript of the gene psmb6, whose product is annotated as proteasome 20S subunit beta 6. The record is from RefSeq and is a predicted model, not a curated record. NCBI's taxonomy places the organism in Eukaryota, Metazoa, Chordata, Actinopteri, Scombriformes, Scombridae. Gene Ontology annotation, molecular function: threonine-type endopeptidase activity. The transcript is spliced from 7 exons. Gene Ontology annotation, cellular component: proteasome core complex. The coding region runs from base 31 to 732 and encodes 233 amino acids.
CACGCGUCAGUUCGUACAUAUAGAGACAAGAUGGCGGCAACAUUGUCGAUGAUGCCCCACUUCGGGCAGCAGAUUUCUUCUAAAAACGACCUGGUCCCGGACUGGAUCGGCCAGGAAGUCAGCACCGGGACCACCAUCAUGGCGGUGGAGUAUGAUGGAGGAGUGGUGAUCGGUGCCGACUCCCGCACGACCACCGGAGCUUACAUCGCUAACAGAGUCACAGACAAACUGACUCCGAUCCACGACCGGAUCUUCUGCUGCAGGUCUGGAUCAGCUGCUGACACUCAGGCCAUCGCUGACGUUGUCACCUACCAGCUGGGCUUCCACAGCAUCGAGCUGGACGAGCCCCCGCUGGUGGAGACGGCCGCCAAUCUGUUCAGAGCGAGCUGCUACCGCUACAGAGAAGAGCUGACUGCUGGGAUACUGGUGGCAGGCUGGGACCGCAGGAAGGGAGGACAGGUGUACUGCGUUCCUAUUGGUGGGAUGCUGGUGAGGCAGCCGGUGUCGGUGGGCGGCAGCGGCAGCACCUACAUCUACGGCUUCAUGGACUCCAACUACAAACCAGGACUCACUAAAGACCAGUGUCUGGAGCUCACUGCUGCAGCUCUGUCUCUGGCGAUGGAGAGAGACGGUUCCAGCGGCGGUGUGGUCAGACUGGCGUCCAUCUCAGAGGAGGGAGUGGAGAGACGAGUCAUACUGGGAAACCAGCUGCCCAAGUUCUCCACACACUGAACACACUACACACACACACACACACACACACACCUGUACACACACUCACACCUGUACACACACACGCUGUGCUGUUUUGUUGUUAUUAAAGGUUUCAGUCUGUUCA